This is a messenger RNA of Phaedon cochleariae (mustard beetle), 1152 nucleotides long. The record is from the annotation of a GenBank genome assembly. Lineage: Eukaryota; Metazoa; Arthropoda; Insecta; Coleoptera; Chrysomelidae.
AUGGCUGAUAGCCAGGGCCAGACAGUUGAAUACCAAUGGGCCUACUCUAUUAUGGACUCAAGUAGAGUAUCUACAUUCCUCAUAUCCAUGCUACUUAUAGUUUAUGGUUCCUUUCGAAGCCUCAACAUGGAACAGGAGGCUAGAGAAAGAGCGGCGGCAACAAGUGCAUCGAAUUGUCUUCUGAAUACUCCACCUAGCACUCCUGGUGACACUGAUAGUCAUAAUAAUGUACAGACAUUGGACACUAUGCAGGCACUAUGUUUACCUUUAGUUGCUAGUGUCUCUUUGUUGAUUAUGUUCUUCUUUUUUGAUUCAAUGCAGAUGUUAUUUGCUAUAUGCACAGCUGUAAUCGCAACUGUUGCCUUGGCCUUUCUGCUGUUGCCGAUGUGCCAGUACAUCUUGGGGCCCUGUUCCGAUGGCAAUAAAAUAUCUUUCGGCAAGUGUGGCCGCUUCACAGCAGCUGAACUGUUUUCUUUCUCCCUCUCUGUGUUCAUAGUCUGUAUUUGGGUUUUGACAGGUCACUGGCUAUUAAUGGAUGCAAUGGGUAUGGGUUUGUGUGUCGCUUUCAUUGCUUUUGUAAGGUUGCCCAGUUUGAAAGUAUCAACCCUAUUGUUGACUGGAUUACUCAUAUAUGAUGUGUUUUGGGUUUUUUUCUCAUCAUAUAUUUUCAACGCCAACGUUAUGGUGAAAGUGGCUACUAGAUCAGCUGAAAAUCCUGUUGGUGUAGUUGCAAGAAAACUGAAUAUAGGUGGAGUAGCGAAGGAAGCUCCCAAACUGAGUUUACCAGGAAAGCUUGUCUUCCCGAGUAUUCAUAAUUCAGGACAUUUCAGCAUGCUAGGUUUGGGUGAUAUUGUGAUGCCAGGUCUGCUGCUGUGCUUUGUACUCCGUUAUGAUGCUUAUCGCAAAUCCCAGGGCCUCAGUGGCUCUCGACUGACAUAUUUCCAUUGCUCUCUCUUUGGAUACUUUUUGGGUCUUUUGACCGCCACGGUGACCAGUGAGCUGUUCAAAGCUGCCCAACCGGCUCUCUUAUAUUUAGUUCCGUUUACUCUGUUGCCUUUGCUAACCAUGGCAUACCUCAAGGGAGAUUUACGGAGAAUGUGGUCUGAACCUUUUAAAUCAUUAGCCGUUUCAAGGCAUUUACAAGAUGUGUGA